AUGCUUAUGCUGCUUGUGGCGUCAGCUGUGUCAUGGCCGAGCAGGACGGAGGUAUACCCGGAGCAGCAAGUUGGAGGGGCUGAGACGGGGCCAAAUCAACGGGGCGGAAGUGAGCCCGAAGCGGCAAGUGUCCAUCGGCCAGCUACCAAUCUGAACCGACUGCUUGUCAGCACUGGAUGCGCGUCUUACACCCAAAACCCGAGUGGCUGUACUCUUACUCACAGCAUUCAGCUCCAGACAGACGCUGAAAGUCGUGUAGUACAGACGGUUCCUGGUUUAUUGAAUUUGGCGUGUCUCUCUGUAGUCUACCGAAAAUGA
Fusarium proliferatum ET1 is the source of this 318-nucleotide messenger RNA. RefSeq lists its product as uncharacterized. The transcript has 2 exons. NCBI's taxonomy places the organism in Eukaryota, Fungi, Ascomycota, Sordariomycetes, Hypocreales, Nectriaceae. The record is from RefSeq and is a predicted model, not a curated record. The coding region runs from base 1 to 318 and encodes 105 amino acids.